Molecule: messenger RNA, 1714 nt
Organism: Chlamydomonas reinhardtii
Lineage: Eukaryota; Viridiplantae; Chlorophyta; Chlorophyceae; Chlamydomonadales; Chlamydomonadaceae
Exons: 9
Coding region: 100-1239 (379 amino acids)
Biological process (GO): ribosome biogenesis; cytosolic ribosome assembly
Source: RefSeq, a predicted model, not a curated record
AGGAGCCAAGCCUAUUGUGGGCAAAGCUUCCAUUCAUUUCCGAGUCUUCGUUCGACCCUGCAUCCUAAACAGCAUUAAUUGUCUUGUCUAGAAUCAAGGAUGUCCAAGGGAGUCUUCCAGCCAGUCGGCCAGAAGCGGCUGACAAACAUCGCGGUGGUGCGGCUAAAGAAGAAUGGAGAGCGGUUCGAGAUUGCGUGUUAUAAAAAUAAAGUGGGCGACUGGCGCAGCGGCAUUGAGAAGGACCUGGAUGAGGUCCUUCAGACCACCACCAUUUUCCACAACGUGGGCAAGGGCGUGGUGGCCAAGGACAAGGAGCUGCAGGCAGCAUUCGGCACCACGGACCAGCACGCCAUCUGCCUGGAAAUCCUGGCAAAGGGAGAGCUGCAGGUCGGGGAGCGCGAGCGAAAACAGGAGUAUGAACACCUUUUUAAAGAUGUCGCAGGCGUGUUAGUAGAAAAAUGCGUGAAUCCAAACACCAACCGGCCGUACACGCUGUCAAUGCUGGAGCGCGCUCUGCGGGACAUCCACUUCAACCUGGAUCCAAAGAAGUCUGCCAAGCAGCAGGCGCUGGAGGCGCUGCCGCUGCUGCAGAAGGAGUUCCCCAUCGAGCGUGCGCGCAUGCGGCUGCGGCUGACGGUGCCGGUGGAGGCGCAGCAGGAGCUGGAGCAGCUGCUGCAGCGCGAGGCGGCGGACGUGGCUGGGCUUGACGUGGCGGCGGGCGGCAUGUGUGUGGUGGUGGCGCAGGUGGAGCCGGGCGUGUUCCGGGACCUCAACAACUUCAUGCAGACCACGGCGCGCGGUGCGGGGCGGCUGGAGGUGCUGAGCCUGGCGGUGAUGGCGGAGGGCGCCACGGCCGACGAGUUCGCAAACAUGGGCGCGGCGGCCACGCGGCCGGUGGCGGCGGCGCAGCCGGAGGCCAGCUCGUCAGGCCAUGUGGAGCACCGGCCAGUGGGUGUUGGGCGGGUGGGCGAGCGGCCCACCGUGGCGGCGCCCAGCGGCGGUGGCAGUGGCGGCGCGGUGGUGUACGCGCGAGGGCCGGUCAGCGGGUUACCCGAGGAGCACGCCAGCCGGCGGGAGCGCUUUGCGGAGCUGGACACGCUGCAGCCCGGCUGGACUGUGGAGCUGCGCACCAAGGGCGACACGGUGGAGGCGGUGUUCUUCCACCCCAGCGGCGAGCGCGUGGGCGCAUUCGCCAACGCACGCCGCAUGGCGCUGCAGGCCAGCAAGGCGGCGGCAUGAGGCGGAGAGGGCUGCUGAGUUGGGGCCGACACUUUGAGAGGAGCGGGUGGGGGCGUUAUUGAAGGAGUGGGCGAAGUGGCUGGACUUGUUAGGGGCUGGCAGGCAUGAAUAUUACUGAUGAUUGCAGGAGUCUCAGGUGCAAGUGGAUGAGAGUGAAUGCAGAGUGUGGAGGAGAAGUCGUGAGGAGAAGUAGAGGUUGGAGGUGCGACGUGACACGGUUGCCGCUGUGUUGGGGGCAGGACGCGGGCGGGCGUAGGCUCGGUCUGCGUGGACAUGUGGUUGGUGAGGCAUGGCUUACCGCUGUUUGAGCGUAUCCUGGCAACCUUGUGGGGGUUGUUUGCGGGAGGCGCGGAAGACCUGAAUGAUGUGCACCGGCGGACUCACGGCGCAUUGUAACUGGCCGCUUGUGCUAGCAAUGGCAGCAUGGGCCGGUGACUUAUGUGCGCCGAGUGCGCCCAUGUAAUCAUUAUGAUGA